Helianthus annuus (common sunflower) is the source of this 1509-nucleotide messenger RNA. RefSeq lists its product as uncharacterized. The record is from RefSeq and is a predicted model, not a curated record. NCBI's taxonomy places the organism in Eukaryota, Viridiplantae, Streptophyta, Magnoliopsida, Asterales, Asteraceae. The transcript has a single exon. The coding region runs from base 1 to 1509 and encodes 502 amino acids.
AUGUCGGGGUUGGUGCCUAGUAUCCAGAAAAGCACGGUGUUCUUUUGUAAUGUCCCAAGUUAUAUAAAAAGUGCUAUUCUGAACAUUAUGCCGUUUAAGGAGGGAUCCUUGCCUGUGCGUUAUCUUGGUGUGCCCCUUAUUUCAUCGGGGCUCUUUUAUAAAGACUGUAGUACUUUGAUGGACAGUCUUGACAAACGAAUCAAGCAUUGGCGUAACAAACUGCUCUCGUUUGUUGGAAGAUUGCAGCUCAUUAUUUCCGUCUUGUCUUCUAUGCAUAUUUUCUGGUCGUCUGUCUUUCUUUUGCCGAAUAGAGUCAUUCAUGAAUUGGAAGCAAAGAUGAGGAAUUUUCUGUGGUCCCAAGAUGUUGCGUUCCAAAAAGGUAAAGCGAAGGUGUCUUGGAAAGUCGUUUGUCUUCCUAAGUAUGAAGGUGGUUUGGGAAUUCGGCGAUUAGGGGAUGUAAACAAAGCUCUCAUGACUAAUCAUAUUUGGAGUAUUGUCACGAAGAGAAAUUCGUUGUGGGUGGAGUGGGUGCACAGCUACAGGUUAAAAGGUAAAAAUUUCUGGAUUUCAAAGAUUAUUUCGAAUAGCUGCUAUUCUUGGAGAAAACUUCUUCAGCUUAGACCGCAAAUGAGACAAUAUUUUUGGUCGGAUAUCGGAGAUGGUACUAGGACCUCGGCUUGGUAUGAUUCUUGGUGUGAGCUAGGGCCGCUUGGGAAUUUCAUCUUGCCUAGAACCAUUGCUAAUGCAGGUUUUCGGCUUGAGGAUUCUGUGUCUCAAAUCCAGUUAAAUGGAGAGUGGAAAUGGCCGGUUGCUUGGAGGGAUUUAUUUCCAGUCUUAAUUCAGCUAGAUCAAUUCCACAUUACUCCGAACAAACUUGACAGAGUCAUGUGGCGAGAUGGUAAUGAUAGGAACGAUUUUUCGACCUCGUGUGUGUGGAAUUCGAUUCGGUAUAAGGAAACGGAAGUAGAAUGGAGUACUAUCGUCUGGUUCACUCAAUGUAUACCGCGGCACGCGUUUCUCAUGUGGCUGAUCAUGCGAGGCAAAUUACUCACGCAGGAUAAAAUUCUAAACUGGGAUUUAUCUCGUCGGAAAAAUAUGAACAUGAUGUGUUGUUUAUUAUGCUAUGCUAAUCACGAUUCCCAUAGCCAUUUGCCUAAUCACGAUUCGGCAAAAGUUUGGGAUAUGGUGAAACGAAAGGUGGGUAUGGAUUCGGUUCAACCCAAAUGGGCAGAUAUUGUGGAUUGGUUGCUUAUUCGGUCCAAAUCUAAGCUAGCUACGGAUUAUGUGGCUAGAGUGGUGGUUGCGGCUACGGCUUACAUUAUUUGGCAGGAGCGCAAUGCUAGGAUUUUCAAAAACCAGUUAAGACCUCCAGAGACUGUUGGUGCUCAUAUAAUACAAUUGGUUCGAUACAAAUUAAUGGGCGCGAGACUGAAGAAUACUGGUAAUGUUCGCAGGCUUCUAAGCGAAUGGGAUGUUCAUGGCAAAGAGAUAUUGGACGAUGGUGGCUAA